Messenger RNA from Sinocyclocheilus rhinocerous, 9574 nucleotides. Its product is annotated as nuclear receptor corepressor 1-like. The transcript is spliced from 46 exons. Gene Ontology annotation, cellular component: chromatin. The record is from RefSeq and is a predicted model, not a curated record. Gene Ontology annotation, biological process: negative regulation of transcription by RNA polymerase II. Bases 460 to 7401 code for a protein of 2313 amino acids. NCBI's taxonomy places the organism in Eukaryota, Metazoa, Chordata, Actinopteri, Cypriniformes, Cyprinidae. Gene Ontology annotation, molecular function: nuclear thyroid hormone receptor binding; transcription corepressor activity.
GGUGGGGUGAAGGCCGCUUGUGGGGAGAGUUUGAACGUCACACCGUUUCAUCCUGUUUGCUUGAGGGAAAACUCUUUCACUUCGUCUCCUCAGGUGCACCAGAGCAGCACAAAAUGCAAGCCACCGGGCAUUCAGCAAGAAGAAACCGGUACACUUGUGACGCAUAUUAAUUUCUGGCGUAGAAUCAUAUGGAAAGUGACUUGAAUUUAUAUCCACGACUCAGUGAGGACAAAUAACUAGCCUGUGUUUGAAGUGUGUUGAGUGUUCGCGCAGUCUGACUGCCGACGAAUUAUAUUACCGCACGUUUGAAUCGCACAGACUCACCUUUCAGCGCUUAUUGGAGUGUCUCUAAGGACAUGAGGUGGUUUGGCAGCGUAAUCAUGCCAACUUUGAGCCCAUGAUUGAGUAGCAGUGCUCCAGGCCCCCUCUGAGCCUCCAGCAUCCCAACAGAGCUGCAGCAUGUCUAGUUCAGGCUUCCCCCCCAGCCAGGGGUCCUUCAGCAGCGAGCAGAGCCGUUACCCACCUCACUCAGUGCAGUACACCUUCAGCUCCACACGCCACCCUUCGGAGUUUCCGGUACCUGACUAUCGUACCCCCCUGCAAGACCAGCAGCGCCGCAGGCCUUCACUACUAUCUGAAUUCCACCCUGCUGGGACCGAGAGGCCGCCGGAGCGCAGACAUGGUUAUGAGCAACAGUUUCAUGCCGUCCCAGCUCAGCAGGAGCAGGAGACUCUCGAGGCCAAGCGUUCCCGCAUCGAGAACGUAUCUGAAACGCACUUUUCAAGGUCUCAGCCCACCGGCAUCUUACUGUCCACUCCACAGACCAUACAGGACAGCAUCAGGACCACUGGAGAGGUCAAGAAGGAAACCCAGUAUAGUGUGAAGGUGGAUGCCGGAGUUCAACAGGUGGGUGAGGAUGCAGACACAUCGCCCUCCAAACUCUCCAAGGAGGAGUUGAUUCAGAGCAUGGACCGCGUUGACCGUGAGAUUGCCAAGGUCGAGCAGCAGAUUUUCAAACUGAAAAAGAAACAGCAACAACUGGAGGAGGAGGCAGCAAAGCCUGUAGAGCCAGAAAAGCCAGUGACGCCACCCCCUGUGGAACACAAACAUCGCAGCAUCGUCCAGAUCAUUUAUGAUGAGAACCGGAAAAAGGCAGAAGAAGCCCAUAAGAUACUGGAAGGGAUGGGGCCUAAAGUGGAGCUGCCUCUGUACAACCAGCCCUCUGAUACUAAAGUCUACCAUGACAACAUUAAGACGAAUCAUAUGAUGAGGAAGAAGCUGAUUCUGUUUUUCAAGAGGAGGAACCAUGCACGCAAACAGCGGGAACAGAAAAUUUGCCAGCGGUAUGAUGAGCUGAUGACGGAGUGGGAGAAAAAGUUUGAGCGAAUGGAAAACAACCCACGCCGUAAAGCCAAGGAGAGCCGCACACGUGAAUACUAUGAGAGGCAGUUUCCUGAGAUCCGCAAACAGCGUGAGCAACAGGAACGCUUCCAGAGGGUGGGCCAGAGGGGGACAGGCCUGUCUGCCACCAUCGCAAGAAGUGAACACGAGAUAUCCGAGAUCAUUGACGGCCUCUCAGAGCAGGAGAACAAUGAGAAACAGAUGAGGCAGUUGUCCGUCAUUCCUCCCAUGAUGUACGAUUCCGAACAGCGGAGAGUGAAGUUUAUCAACAUGAACGGUCUGAUGGAUGACCCAAUGAAGGUCUACAAAUCCCGCCAGUUCAUGAAUGUCUGGACCGAACAUGAGAAGGAGAUCUUCAAGGAAAAGUUUGUGCAGCAUCCAAAAAACUUUGGGCUGAUCGCUUCAUUUCUGGAGAGAAAGUGUGUGUCUGAUUGUGUGCUGUACUAUUAUUUGACUAAGAAGAGUCAGAACUAUAAAACUCUUGUCCGACGAAAUUUUGGGAAUCGGCGGCGAAGGAAUCAGCAGAUAACGCGACCUUCACAGGAAGACAAGGCAGACGACAAGAACGAAGAGGACAAAUCGGAGAAAUCAGAGAAGAAAGAGGACGAGGAGAAGGAAGAGGAGGAGAAAGAUGAAAAAGAGGACUCAAAGGACAUCAGUAAAGAUAAAGAGAAGUGUGAGGGAGAGGAGGAAGAGGGUAAGGAGCAGAGCACGCUACGCGGCCGAAAGACCGCCAACAGCCAGGGCCGCCGUAAGGGCCGCAUCACCACCCGCUCCAUGGCCAAUAAUGAGGCUGCAUCUGUGGUUGCAGAGGAACCACCUCCACCGCCACCUGAACCAGUUCUGCCAGAGCCCACACCCCCCUCUAAACCUGAGCCGGUGCAGAAACCAGCACGAGAGCCUGCGAAACCCUCUCCUGCAGCCAGUGCAGAGACACGAGGCGCAGUUGAAGCUGGAGAGACGUCUCGCUGGACAGAGGAGGAGAUGGAGAUCGCCAAAAAAGGGCUGGUUGAACAUGGUAGGAACUGGUCAGCCAUUGCUAAUAUGGUAGGCACUAAGAGUGAAGCUCAAUGUAAGAACUUUUACUUCAACAACAAGAGACGAUACAACCUAGACAAUCUACUACGUCAACACAAGGGUUCCCGUCGGCUCCGUGGAAAUCAAGACCCAUCACAGAGCGAUCCUGCGCCUGAUGACGAUGAGGAGAGUGAUGGUCCCGAUAACAGUUCGGACACAGAGAGUGCGCCUUCUCCAUCUCAAACUGAUCCCUCCAAAUCCGACUCUGUAACUCAACCCUACUCAACUCUAGAGGGCGUGUCGGACCAGGAUCUCACGGUAACCAAAGGCCCAGUGGCAGAUGCCAAGGGCCAGGAGCCUCCGUACUGCGAGCUGCGGGUGAAAGUAGAGAAGAGUCCAGAAGGAGAAGCUGGAGACGGGCUUCCUCAGGAUGAGCGCACACGCUUGGUGUAUGAAAUGCAGAUCCAUCCAAAGACUGAGCCGCAGGAUUUGGAGAUGACUGCUCCAAGCAGCGAAAGAGCACAGGUUCAAGUCAAGACAGAGCCAGAUAUCAAGGACAAGGAGGAGAAACAGGGGGAGCAGCACAACUCAGAUAAUGACUCUAGCGCCACCUGCAGUGCAGAUGAGGAUGUGGAAGCCGAACCUGACCGACAAAGACUUUUCUCUCUGGAGAAGCCGUCAUUGCUUGGCACUGCAUGCUCGGUGGUCAUGUCCUCAGCCAAACUCCUCAACAUGCAGCAGCGGGCCGCCACCAUCCCCCCUAUGGUUUCAGCUCCAUUCGGUCACAGCAGCGUUCCAGGAGGACUUUUGAGCAGUUUUGCUAUGUUCCAGCACCAAAUCAAAGCUGUACAUGAGUCCGUGCAGGAGGACAAACAGAGACUGGACCAGAACGAGUCUGACCGCAGGCCACGAGUCACCACCCACAGCCCCACUCUAGUGGACAGAGAAGGUAAGCUGUUCGCUUACAUGCCGUAUGACCUGAAGCUGAUGGAGCAGGAAUCUCAUGGUGGAGCAGGCAGACCAGACUCUCCGUACAGACUCUCUCCUCGGGAGCCUAGCAAAGCCUCACCCCAGCCCGACGCCAAUAACGCCACCCACUACAGUGUACCUCCAGUUCUUCAGCCGGCACCAAACCAGGCAAUGCAGACUCUUUCAGAUGUUCGCAUGGCAUUUCCCCGUCACAGGUCGUCCAACAUUCCGUCUCCUCCGCCCCUCAUUCACUCCAAACCCACCGACAAGCCCUCCUUCAUUCAGGGGGGCUCCAUUUCACAGGGAACGCCAGGAACAUACCUUCCUUCUCAAACGCACGCUGUGUACGUACCGGAGGUAGUCAAGACCACAGGAGGGUCGAUCUCGCUUGGCUUGCCAAGACAGCAGGACCCUGCCAAACCUGUGUCAUAUAUUAAGCAGGAGGAGUGUUCUCCACGUGGACAGAGCACUCAGGCGGAGGGUCUUUUAUCCAGAGCUCAGUAUGAGGGAGUGGUCAGAGUAGGACCCAUACAGAUUCCGGAUAUGAGAGGGCCACCUGGAAAAGGCUCAGAGGGCUUGACUUUCAGAGGAGGCUCCAUUACUCCGGGCACUCCUGCCCUGGCUCAGUCCAAUGUAGCAGCGGAUCUGUUGAAAGGCACUAUUGCUAAACUGGCCACAGAGGACCUGAGCGGCCCGGAGAAGAGCCGAGCUGAUGCUCAUUCUAAAGCUCAUGUUAUCUAUGAAGGCAAAAGCGGACACAUUCUCUCUUUUGAUGCCAUUAAGAACCCUAGAGAGGGCACUAGAAGCCCACGAAUGGGGCACGAUCUCAAGCGCACAUAUGACAUCAUGGAGGGGUCCCGUGGACACCCAACACGUGAGACGGCACCUUAUGAAGGUUUGAUCAGCAGAGCAUUACCAAGAGAAAGUCCUCAUGAGUCUAAGGAUCGCUCCAUACUCUCAGGAUCCAUCAUGCAAGGAACACCAAGAGCCUCUGCUGAAGUCUAUGAUGAGGCCUCCAAAUAUGGUAAACAGAUCAAGAUGGAAAGUCCACCCAUACACUCUUUUGAGGGAGGCAUUACGAAGGGUAAACCAUACGAGGGGGUGAACACCAUAAAGGAGAUGGGCCGCUCAAUUCACGAGAUUCCCUGUAAGGGGACUCAAGAUAGUCGUAAAACUCCUGUUCUGGAAGGAUCCAUUACUCAGGGUAUUUCUCUAAAGUACGAGAGCAGUACUGUGAACCCAUCAGCCAUCAAGCACAAUGUUAAAUCUCUGAUCACGAGCCCAGUGAAGAUCUCACACUCUGCCAUUGAGGCAGCUGAGCGUGAGAGGGCCAAGUAUGAGGAUGCAAAGGUGUCUGAACGUGUCCGGCACACCUCUGUAGUAAACUCCACCUCUGUCCUGCGCUCCACACACACAGAAGCGGGAAAAUCUCAGCUCAGUCCAGGCAUGUAUGAGGACAGCAAUGCACGCAGAACCCCUACGUACACCGGCACCUCCAUAUCCAGAGGAUCACCUCUGCUACGAGGGCAAGACGGAAUUAUAGCAACAGGUAAGCCAGCUUCUCAUGAGAGGAAGAGCACACUGACUCCAACCCAGAGGGACAGUGUUCCCGCCAAGUCACCUGUGUCCGGGGGUGAACCUCUUGGUUCUCACAGCCCGUUUGACCCCCACCAUAGACCUGUAGUACCUGGAGAUGUGUACCGGACUCACCUACCACCACACCUGGACCCCGGCCUCGCUUUUCACCACAGAGUCCUGGACCCAGCAGCGUACAUGUUCCCACGGCAACCAUCGCCGACUGGUUACCCCAACACUUACCAGCUGUACACCAUGGAGAACACUCGGCAAACCAUUCUGAACGAUUACAUCACCUCGCAGCAGAUGCAGGUCAUACCGCGCCCUGAUGUCACAAGGGGACUGUCACCACGUGAACCGUCAAUUGCCAUCCCAUACCCACCAGCUAGGGGAAUAAUUGAUCUAGCCCAGAUGCCACCUACCAUCCUGUUACCUCACCCCGGGGGGACAGGUUCCCCCUCCCUGGAAUGCAUCACCUACAUCCCUGGACCUCAGACCCCUUUCCCUGCUAGGGCAUUCAACCCUGCCUCCAUAUCUCCAGGUGAGGAUCCCACCCCUCCUCUCCUAUCCAACACGCAAAUGCCCUUACAAGCAGCUGCAUCUCAAGCCAACCGAUACAGCAAUGCAGCUGAUGCCCUCGCCGCCCUUGUGGAUGCUGCCGCCUCUGCCCCGCAGAUGGAUGUUGUGAAAGUCAAGGAGGGCAAGCAUAAUAACAGUAGCUCCCGGGAUGAUGAAGUGAUGUCAUCACGACGGGCAGCACUGGAGUCGCAAGAGCUGGAGUGCCGUUCCGUGCAAUCUCCAUAUGGGGACGUAUCACUUCCUAGUGGAAAACCUUCCCAUCCUGUGUAUGCAGAGGGAGGAGGAGCUGCAGGGAGCAAAGAGAAAGCCCCACCCACCAAGUCACGCAUGGAGGAGGAGCUGCGCACGCAUGGGAAGACCACCAUAACUGCUGCAAACUUUAUUGAUGUCAUCAUCACGCGCCAGAUUGCCCCAGAUAAGGACUCCCGUGAGAGAUGCUCACAAAGCUCUGACUCCUCCAGCAGCAUGUCAUCCAGUCGUUAUGAUGCUCAGGGUGGAAUUGAGGUGAUCAGCCCUGCUAACUCUCCAGCCCUGAGAGAAGAGAAGAACGAAGGAUCUUUCCCACCAGAAAGGAGCUCUCAGCCACACCCAGGAUUAAGGUUUGACAUUAACCGGUUCAGGCAGUCAGGAGAUUCAGGACCUUCUGCCCCUCAGCAGCCCCCCUCCUCACAAGCAGACAGUUAUGGGCCUGUCCCGAAAACACACCGCAUCAUGACCCUCGCUGACCACAUUUCGCAUAUCAUUACACAGGACUUUGCCAAGAGCCAAGAUCCUCCCCCAUCAUCCAGCUCACUGCCUUCCUUUUCAUCCUCCUCCUCACUCUCCUCCACAUUCCAGAGCUCUGGUGUGGGAGGUGUUGCAGGUCGAGUUAAAGCCCCUAACCGCUAUAGCCCAGAAAACCCAGCUCCUACUGCACACCACCAGAGACCACCAAACAGAGUAUCUCCCGAGAACUCUUCCGAUAAACCAAGAGCGAGGCCAGGUAGGUCUCCUGAUCGAGGACGAGGACCGGAGAACUAUGAGCCCAUCUCUCCUCCUCAGGGUUAUUCUGGGUUGGAUAAACAGGAGGCCAGUGUGCUGCAGGGUCAGAGACGAGAGCAGGAUCUCCCUGAACAGAGGACUGACUCGCGCUCCCCAGGCAGCAGCAGUUACCUGCCCUCAUUCUUUACCAAACUGGAGAGCACGUCUCCUAUGGUUAUGUCCAAAAAGCAGGAGAUCUUCCGCAAAGCAGAAGUCGGUAACGCUCAGCCAGGCACAGAGAUCUUCAAUCUCCCAGCAGUAACAACAUCAAGCAGUGUAAACCCUAGAAACCACUCGCUUAGUGAUCCAGCCAGUAAUCUGGGUCUGGAGGACAUCAUCAGGAAGGCUCUGAUGGGGAACAUGGAGGAGAAGCAGGAGGACCAGCAGCAAGCCCAGCUGGGGACAGGAAACACCUCAGGCAGUAUUUCAGACAGCCGACAGGAGGCCAGCCCAUCCCCUAACACAGCAGGAAAACAGAAGCUGCAGAGUAAAGCUAGCAGCAGAAAAUCAAAGUCUCCUAACCCAGGCCAGGCUUACUCUGCCGGACAGCGGCCCUCUUCUGUGUCCUCCGUUCAUUCAGAGGGCGAUUACCACAGACAGGCACCCACCUGGGCUUGGGAGGACCGGCCGUCAUCCACAGGUUCCAUGCAGUUCCCUUAUAACCCCUUGACGAUGCGCAUGCUCAGUAGUACCCCUCCCACCUCCAUGGCCAGCCCGUCUCCCUCCAUGCAGUCCCAGCAGCAGCCACAGGGCAGCGCUGUGGCCCCGACGCGUGCAUGGGAGAGAGAGCCACCGCUACUGUCAGAGCAGUACGAGACCCUCUCAGACAGCGACGACUGAGGCAGGUGAUCCACCUCCUCCUCCUACACAAGCGUCCACGCCCCACUCCUGUUCACCGUCGCCCUUCUUUUGCUGUCUUUAUGAACCCCACUCACUGCCAUUUGAGAGUGAGAUUAUGCUGGUAAGGAGGACGUACGUUUGGUGCUACUUUGGUGCCCACUGGUGGUCAGAGAGAGCAUUGCAGAGAGCCACUGAUUUCAGGAUUGAAUCCGAUGCUUUGAUUUUUGGCCCGUUUGGGGACGAGAGCUAAACAAAUCCCAAGUGAAUAGAGACAUGAAAGUCAAAAGGAUGAAGAACUUCUAAAGAGACUUGUUUGCUGAAAAUGUUUCUGUAAAGAUUUUUUUUUGUCUUUAAAAAAAGAAAAAAUCAAUAUAUGUAAAUAGAGUAAACUUUUGCAGUGUUUUUCCUUUAACUCGUUUUCUUUUCUGCAUUUUAACAUUGCUUUUUAAAUUGAUCCCAGUUGGAUGGAUUGGUGGGUGGAAUAAGACACUGUGGAGAUUUUUGUGGUCCAUCGGGUGAAGAGCAGUGAGCUUCCUGCUCCUGAAAGUAAUGGUCUAAUAGAAACUACUUCAAAUGAAACGCAAAAAGGACUUCAUUACCUUAGUCUCUCCAGAUGCGGACCCUGUCUGUGCAGCACUGUUGAGAUGUUCUCUGCCCUGUUACUUUAGGGAGGAAGUCACAAUCGUUCAUCAACUGUUUUAGGAGGGCAGGACCUCAGCCCUUUUCUGGUGUAGGAGUUUGUCUGAUUCACAGUAAAACGUCAGACAUCAAUGUUUCUUAAGUUUUUUCUUUUCAGCUUGGUUCUAGUCUUCAGUAGUGGCCUGUUGCAGAUCUGUUCAGAGCGUUUGGCCCUACGGUUGAAUGGCUGACAGUUUGACAAGAGUUGUCAUCUUUAUUUUGUGGUUCUAACUGUUCUUACAGGGCUUUUCUUAAAGGUUGUGCAAGGUCCGCCACCCUUCCCCAGUAACCCUUUUGCUUUUUGAAGUUAAAUUUGUUUCUGGGGGUGAAUGUGCUUGUAAAUCCUCUUUUACUAAUCAUAAAGGAGCACAUAUAACGUGUAUAUUCUGUCAACCGCAAAACAAAAAUACAAAGAUAAAAAUAGGAAGUACCAAACUUGAUGCAUCUCUGCACCAUUGUUGCACUUUUUUUCCUUAGUAAUUUUGAGAAACUUAAGAUCAUACUACCUGCAAUCUAAGUUAUUUAAUGUCAUGCAGAGGCCUGGAAUGCUUUCAGAUAUAUUCAUGUUUCAGUCUCUUACUACAUCUGCAUUUUCAAUUCUUGGAAAUCGGACCUAGUUUUUUUUUAUUAAGCUUAUAAAUCGGUACCAUUUAUCUCAGCAGCUCGCGCUCAGAGAUCUGAAUAUCUCUGUCUGAAAGUGAAUAAGCUCAGUUUUAGUUACUUGCAGAAAUAGUUCAAUGUGACGAAAGCUAAUGGAGGUCCCUGAUAUCUGAAGGCAUCUCUUGAUCCUGCCUUUUCCCACUUCAUGUGCUUCUGCUUUGUUCGAAUAACACCACCAGUCUGAUCUUUACUUAAAUAUGAUGGAUUCAUUUUCUUCAGAUUCCUAAAAAUGUUGAGCUCAUAUUUGGAUAUUUUCUGUAAUUUUCAGCAUCAAUGUUAUAUUCAUCCUGUUUUAACGGGAUGUCAAGUGUUUACAAUGGCAUUGACAAAAAUGGUGAAACUUGAAUCUUAAAGAAAAUUAAAAUAGCUCAUCACGUCAGUAUAUUUCACAGUUCAGCUUUGCAAGGGUGACUUUUUUUUCUGGUCCGUUCUGAAUCAAGACUUGGAAAAAAAAGUUACUUGUCCCCUGAUUUGGAAAUCCAGUGUUUGUAUCACUCUGUCUCCUCAGUAGUGGAUGAGAAAUGUGCAGACCAAUCAAUAAAGUAGAACAGAGCUCCACCUCUCUGAAACAAACAGCGCUGUAUCUCCUGUCUCUACUGUGUUUCUUUCCAAUCAGCUGCCAGAAAAAUCCAAGAUAUUUUGAAAAAGAAGAUUCCACCUACUGGUUUGGAAUGACAUGAGGGUGAAUAAAAGAUUACAGAAUUUUCAAUUUUGGGUGAACCUUUCGUUUAAGUUCCCCAACAGCACUACAGCAACUGAAUGCAACUAAAACAUGUUAAAUUUAAUAUAGAAUUUGACACAUUAUGUACUGCCUGUGCACCCAGCGUCUUUAAAG